CUAUCAAGACAAAUCCAAGAGGCAUUUUUCUGGAAAAGGCGGUGCGCAGCAAAACACCUGAAAUCAUGGUGUAGUGAUCCUCUCCACCGAAUCCGCACGUUCAUCACCUUGCUCCACAACCCUGGGGUCGCUCCAAUUUUUCUCCGCACUGCUUUCUCAGACAUAAAUACAGCUUAUUCCUGCCCACUUCUUCGUUUUUUUGGCAUCCAAACUACUCAGCACUUUUCUACUGUGAUAGUCCCUUCUUCACGGGUUUGACCCAUAGAAUUUGCCUCACUCUCACGUCAUGUCUGCCCCUUCAAUUGUGCUGCCUACGGGCCCCAACAACCGUUAUGCUCGUCGCCUAUCAUCCAACGAAGCCACACAAGAGAAGAUGCGAAUAGGCCCUACCGUCGUCGUCCCUCCCAAGCAUUUGAUGGCCCCCAGUGAUGCUUCCGAAAUAGCGACUGCAAUGGAAUUGGCGAGACAGCGUGUUGAAGCACCUUCGUCUCCUGGUACCCCACCAACUCCUGUCGAGGUCACUACCACAGACAAAUACGCCUUUGCCUUUGAUAUAGACGGUGUUCUUAUCAGGGGUGGAAGGCCUAUUCCCGAAGCAAUCCAAGCCAUGAAGGCGCUGAAUGGAGACAAUGAGUAUGGCGUCAAAGUACCGUAUAUCUUCGUCACCAAUGGCGGCGGGAAGUCCGAAGCUGAACGUUGCGUUCAACUGAGUAAACAGCUAGAGAUGGAGGUGUCCCCCGGUCAAUUCAUCUGUGGACAUACCCCAAUGCGAGAAAUGGCCGAGAAGUACGACACAGUUCUCGUCGUCGGAGGGGAAGGAGAGAAAUGUCGCAUCGUCGCUGAAGGUUAUGGCUUCAAAGAUGUCGUCACACCUGGAGACAUUAUCAAAGACAACGCCGACACUACCCCGUUCAGGCGAUUGACACCGGAGGAACACCGGAACUCCCGCGCAAGAAACUUCGCCAAGGUCAAGAUCGAUGCUAUUUUCGUCUUUGCAGAUUCUCGCGACUGGGCUAGCGAUCAGCAAAUCAUCUUGGAUCUUCUAAUGUCAAAGGGCGGAUAUCUCGGAACCAGAUCAGAGACUUUUGAAGAAGGUCCACCUGUUUUCUUUAGCCACAAUGAUGUAGUCUGGUCAGCGAGUCAUGACUUGACACGCAUCGGUAUGGGUGCGUUGCGAGUAAGCUUGGAAGCCAUGUUCAAAGCUGUUACUGGGAAAGAGUUACAAACCACGGCAUUCGGAAAACCUCAAAUCGGCACCUUUGAAUUUGCUACCCGUCUACUUCAAGAAUGGAGGAAAGACACACACGGCAUCGACUCACCCCCGGACACCGUGUACUUUGUUGGCGACACACCUGAGAGUGAUAUCCGCGGCACGAACGAAUACAACAAGCACGCAGACAAUACUUGGUACUCCAUUCUCGUUCGCACUGGUGUGUUCCAAGAAGGUACUAAGCCUCGCUUCACGCCCAAGGCCACGGUGAACACGGUUCUUGACGCUGUGAAUCAUGGGAUCGAGCGCGAAUAUCGAAAGGCUCUGCGCGCCAGCAUGGAGCAGACAGGCGUCAUUGCAGACCAAUAGGUGGCGGGCCCUCCUCCCUUCCUCAUCUUUAUUCAGGUAGAAGAGGUUUCCCUUUCCUUUUCUUUUCUUUUUCUUCUUUGGUGGCUAUGUUUGCUUCACGUUAUAUUUGCUUUGUAAUUCUCUUCGAAAACACUGGCACUGUAUGCCAUUUAUGUUGCAGCCUUGUACUAGGAAGAGAGACGCUUUUAUGAUACCAAUACCCGCAAGGACAAGCAGCCUUUAUACUGGAGCUUCUCAUUAUCCUGCUCAAUCAAUAUAUCACGAUUAUUCCAUACAAUCAAUCAGAAACCAGCAACAUGCUGAGACUUGCAAAUCGUCAGCUAUAAGUUGUGGCGAUUUGCCUCUGCUAAAUCAAGACGUGCCUUGCGUCAUUCCCAGGGACACUGUUUGACAUUAACGCCACUAGGUGAAUUCAAUUCAUCGCGAUCGAUCCUUCAUCUCGUCGGGCCGACAUUGACUCUGGAAUUUUUCCAUGUUCCUCUCGCUAAACGGUAUCUGUUGCAUGUCUGGGAGCGCUCAAAGUCCAAUACGGUGUGGUUUCAUUGCACCCUGCCCACAUAAGCACAACGGCUUUUGUGCCCUUCCAUUUCUCUCCCGCACCACCUUCGAAGGUGAAACUCGGUCCCUCGCCUGUGUCUGUGACAGGUACGAUGGACCCUUAGUGCUUCGAAAGUCGCAUUUUGGGCGUUUCAAGCACGCUUGUCGCAAUCUUCUACGUCCCUUCGCCCGGGCCCGAUCAUGUCAUUUCCAUGGGCAAGUUGAUAGGAUGGCGAUUCC
Messenger RNA from Periconia digitata, 2356 nucleotides. The record is from the annotation of a GenBank genome assembly. NCBI's taxonomy places the organism in Eukaryota, Fungi, Ascomycota, Dothideomycetes, Pleosporales, Periconiaceae.